Molecule: messenger RNA, 207 nt
Organism: Cercopithifilaria johnstoni
Lineage: Eukaryota; Metazoa; Nematoda; Chromadorea; Rhabditida; Onchocercidae
Source: the annotation of a GenBank genome assembly
AUGCAUUCGAAUACUAUUCUAAUAGAUGACAACAACAAUAACAACAACAACAACAACAAUAACACAGUAACAACAACAACAGUAACAACAACAACAAUAGCAACAGCAGCAACAGUAACAACAACAACAACAAUAGCAACAGAAGCAACAGUAACAACAACAACAACAAUAGCAACAGCAGCAACAACAACAACAAUAACACCGUAA